Uloborus diversus is the source of this 3871-nucleotide messenger RNA. It is a transcript of the gene Sps1, whose product is annotated as inactive selenide, water dikinase-like protein. The record is from RefSeq and is a predicted model, not a curated record. Gene Ontology annotation, biological process: L-selenocysteine biosynthetic process. Gene Ontology annotation, cellular component: cytoplasm. NCBI's taxonomy places the organism in Eukaryota, Metazoa, Arthropoda, Arachnida, Araneae, Uloboridae. The transcript is spliced from 7 exons. Gene Ontology annotation, molecular function: ATP binding; selenide, water dikinase activity.
GGUGCCAUUUUGCUCGAAAAGAGAGGUCGAAGGGUGAUCUAAGAAGUUUAAACUCAGUCUGGCAGAAAUGGAGGCUUCUCCUCAAGUUUGUAUUGCAUCUGUGGAGUUGGAAGUUAGCAAUACUCCUCUGAGUAUUCGACGUCAAUUCGAUCCAGUUGCUCAUGGCUUAGAAGCUAAUUUUAAACUUACAAAGUUUGCGGAAAUGCGCGGAUGAGGGUGUAAAGUCCCCCAAGAGACUUUACUGAAACUCUUGGAGGGACUAGAACAAGAUGGAAAUAUGCACGAUCCUGAUCAUGCCCAAUUCAUGCACAUGACGGUUGCAAGAAUGGGUAUUGGAUUGGAUUGCUGUGUUACUCCACUGAGGCAUGGAGGACUUUCACUAAUUCAAACAACAGACUUUUUUUAUCCUUUAUGUGAAGAUCCGUAUAUUAUGGGAAGAAUAGCAUGUGCAAACGUUUUAAGUGACUUAUAUGCUAUGGGAGUUACUGAAUGUGAUAAUAUGUUAAUGCUUUUGUGCAUCAGCAAUAAAAUGACUGACAAAGAACGGGACAUUGUUGUUCCCAUCUUGAUGAGAGGUUUCAAGGACUGUGCAUAUGAAGCUGGAUGUAAUGUGACAGGAGGUCAAACAAUUAUUAAUCCUUGGUUGACAAUAGGUGGUGUUGCCACAGCAGUAUGCCAACCAAAUGAAUACAUCAUACCUGAUAAUGCAGUCGUUGGUGAUGUUUUGGUAUUAACUAAACCCCUUGGAACUCAAGUUGCAGUUAGUGCUCAUCAGUGGCUAGAUCAACCGGAAAGGUUUAACAGGAUCAAACUUGUAGUUAGUGAAGAAGAUGUACAAAAAGCAUAUCAGAGGGCCAUUGAUAGCAUGGCAAGACUAAAUAGGAUAGCAUCUCGUCUUUUGCACAAAUACAAUGCUCAUGGAGCAACAGAUAUAACUGGUUUUGGGUUGCUGGGACAUGCACAGAAUCUUGCUAAAGCUCAGAAAAAUGAGGUUUCUUUCACAAUACACAAUCUUCCUGUGAUUGCAAAAAUGGCUGCUGUUGCAAAAGCUUGUGGUAAUAUGUUUCAACUUCUGCAAGGACAUUCUGUGGAAACAUCAGGUGGUCUUCUUAUAUGCCUUCCACGAGAACAAGCUGCUGCGUACUGUAAAGAUAUUGAAAAGCAAGAAGGCUUUCAGUCUUGGAUAAUAGGCAUUGUAGAGAAAGGAAAUCGUACUGCAAGAAUCAUUGAUAAACCACGGGUGAUUGAAGUUCCUUCGAAGGAAAAGGAAGGAGAGCUUUGGUAAAAAUUUAGCCUUAAAUCCUGGUGUCUGUCACUAACUCACUAGGUUUCCUGAUAUCAGAUGCUGUUUCUGAUGAAAAUCAUUCCUCAAAUCAACAUUUGUCCAUGAAUCAUUAAAACAUAUUUUAAGUGCUGUAAAAUACUUACUUGCAUUUUAAUGUGGAGAAGGGGGAUAUAUUUUCUUAACAUUUGUUCAAACAUUUUGUGCAAUUGCAUUAGCUAGAUUUCUUUUCUUUAUUAAAAGUAGUACAAUUUUGCAAUCACUUAUGCCUAGCAAAAUAUGUCAAUUAAACUAAAAUAACUUUUCUUUUGCAUAUUCUUAAAAUUAAGAGUUUGAUUCUAUAUCUAUUAUUCUCUGCAUAUGUAAUUACUUUAUUAGUAAUUAAUUUUAACUCAGAUGAUUAAGAUUCUGAAUAAAUCAAAAGAGGCAAUUUAUUGGAGUUUAACAGAGCAAUGUUAUAUUUGGCUGUUCACAAGGUUUUUUUUUUGAACUCACUUGAAAGAUUUUUGAUUCAACUUAGGUGUUAAUGGAUAUUUUUCACAUUAUUCAGAAACAAUUUGUGUGCUCUUUAACUGUUCAUAUAAGGUCAUUUAAACACUUUUUUUAGAAGAAUAGUCACUGUUGCAACAAUUUUUUAAUUCAGACUUGCAUGGAGAACCCUGAAUUAAUAAAUGAGGAAAAUAAUGAGUAUUUUUACACAUAUAUGUCAUACAUUCUUGUUCUGCAAUUUUUCAAUUGGUAUACAUAAUUGUUCUCACAGUCCAAACCUUAUUGCAUGUCAAGUUUGAAUGUAACUAACUUACUGUUAAGUGUUAUUAUGGUUUAAAAGGAGUUUCUCUACUGAAACAAGAUGAAUGUACUCAAUUAUGAUUUCUCGAAAUCACUUUUUUCUUCUUGUUUCUCCUAAUUAUCUGAGAGUUUUAAUACUGAUCAUAAAUAAAUGCAAAGGAAAUGUGUAACAGUAACAUUAGAACUUUGAUAAUUCAUUCUUGGGACCAAGUAAUUAUUUAGAGGAAUGAACUGAAAAAAUAUUCUGUGGACAUUAAUCUUUACAUAAUAACAAAAUAUCCUUAAAAUGAUGAAUCACAUAAAAGGGAAAAACUAGCAUUUAAGGUGAAUUGAUAGAUUGGGUCACUGAGGAAUACAAUAUAAAGAUAACACAAGUUUUUUUUCAAGUUCAAAAUAAGGAAUAAUAAAAUAUUCAUAUCAACUGAGCAUUAAAAAAUGAUAAAUCAAGUUUUAACUUAAACAAAGUUGAAAAAGUAGUUAUAAAUUUUAUUUUGAUUGUUUAAGCUAUGGAGUUGAACUACAAGACAUCUCAGAAUUUUUAAAAUUUACCCAUUUUGAUUUUCAUGCACCAGUCCUGUUUUUUACACAUUUCAAAAUCCAAUUGUAUCCACUUCUGUAACAUUACCUUAUUCUUAUCUAAUGCAUAAUUGUACAGCUUUGCUCUUAAUACCUAUGCGUUGAUCAUUAUUUUCAACUCUACCUCUAUUUUACUUUUUGCUGAGAACUUGCAGACUUACUUUUUUUCAAGUCCAUUCGAAAAGUGCUCUCCCUUUGCUUCCAAGUUAAUCAGAGCCAUUACUUUGUUAAAAGUUUUAUGAAUCACAUCUGUUACUCUAAAUAUGAAGUAUGGCCUUGUGUUUAUUGAUUGUAACUAAAAAAAAAGUUCUUCAAAAAUUGAACACACAAUAUAUAACAUGCAGUUAGUUGAGCUUAUGGAUCAUGCUCCAGAAAAUGUAACUUUUGAACAGAAAUAAUUUUCAAUUUCGAAAUCUUUUUUUUUCUUUUCUUUUUUUUCAUUCUUACGUGAAAGUGUUACCUACUAGAACUGACCAUAAACAAUGGACCAUCUAAGUUCCAAUUAUUUUACUCAUAAAUAAACAAAAUGCCUUGUUCACGAAAAUUUAAAACAAGAAAAAAACUUUUAAUGUUUAAAAAUUGAAGCAAAUUUAAUAUCAAAGUAGUAAUUUUGUUGAUUGCGCAGACAAUGAGCUAUUUUAACGAUGAGUGAGAAUCUAAUAUAAAGCUCUUCUAAUUAAAGUAUGGCUUAAUUUUUAGUUAUCCUUUUAGUUCAAAUGUGUGUUAAAAAAUAGUAUUUAGCAAAUUUGAGAUUAUACUGGCAAUUUAUAAUUUUGGUAGAAUGCCUAAUAUUGAUGUAUUUCCCCUCCAUUUAUUUUCACCUCAGAAAUAAUGACAUUGAUAAGGUCUCUCUCAGAGGUGAGGACUUUUUCAUUAAUAUAACUAUAAGCCUAAUGGAUACAUUUUUAAGGGAAAUAUUUUUUUUUUCUUUGUUUCUACAAUCUGCACAUGUUAAACAUGUGAAAACAUGUUCACUCCUUUUUUUUACAUUAAUUUACAUCCCUAAAAUUCAAGUUCACGGAGGUGAGAGUUCAUAAUAACCACUUAGUUUUUCAAACAAAAUCUAUCUUCUUGUUUUUCUACAAAAGUCUCACAACUUCUUUAUAGCUGAAAGUAAACAAGGGGGCUCCCUUAUAUCAUGAAAAAUAAAAUGUGAUGUCAUUACUGUCACUUGUUAAUGAGAAAUGGCGUUCUGUGUUUAGGUAACGGAGGUGAGAAUUUAUU